Eptesicus fuscus (big brown bat) is the source of this 441-nucleotide messenger RNA. RefSeq names its product mitoregulin-like. Gene Ontology annotation, biological process: positive regulation of mitochondrial membrane potential. The record is from RefSeq and is a predicted model, not a curated record. Lineage: Eukaryota; Metazoa; Chordata; Mammalia; Chiroptera; Vespertilionidae. The transcript is spliced from 2 exons. Gene Ontology annotation, cellular component: mitochondrial inner membrane. The coding region runs from base 44 to 214 and encodes 56 amino acids.
CCGCGUCCCCCGCCGAAGGCCUUUCUGUGCGCCGGCGGCCGCGAUGGCGGACGUGUCCGAGAGGAAGCUGCAGCUGUCGGUGCUGUUGGCCUUCGCCUGCGGGGUGCUCGUGGGCUGGCAGGCGAACCGGCUGCGGAGGCGCUACCUGGACUGGAGGAAGCGGAGGCUGCAGGACCAGCUGGCGGUGGCGCAGAAGAAACUGGACCUGGCCUGAGCGCGGCCGUGGGCCCCGCCGCUCCCGCGCGCCCACCUCGCCUUGCCCACGCGGGGGAGGGUGGGGAUUGGGGAGGCUGCCUGAGUCAGGCGCCCUCACACCCCCACCCGCCACCUAGGCGCCUCUGCAGUGUCGCUUGUUGAAGAUGGAUAUAGAGCACUGGACAGAAAUUAUUUCUCCUGGCACUUAUGCUCCAAUUUUAUUUUUAAAAUAAAAUUUCAAACAUC